UCUCAUUAAGGUUUCAGCAUUAGUUAUAGGGUAAUCAGGAGAGAGAAAAUAUGUGCGACAGAUCGAAUAUCAUAGAGGGAUUACCUCCAAUUAUUCCCUUGCCAGAGGUCUCUUUUGGUGAAGUUAUUCACCAAAGUUUUUUGCAACAUGAAGACGAGGAUGUAGCUUUGUAUGAUGGAUACUCUAAGAGGAAGGUGACUUACUAUGAGCUCAUUAGGCAGACUUGUUCACUAGCAGAAGCUCUGCGCAUCAAUAGAUAUGAUGAAAAUUCUGUUAUUGCCAUCUGCAGUCAAAACAAUCUGCAAUAUUUUUUCCCAAUUAUAUCAGCCAUGUACAUCGGAGCAACAGUAGCUUUAGUUAAUUUCGAUUACACAGUCGAAGAACUUGAGGGUAGCUUGGGCAUUUCCAAACCAAAAGUUGUCUUUUGCUCCGAAGCCUUAGUUGAAAAGUUCUACGAGUUAAAGAAGAAAUUGAUAUUUAUCGAAAAAAUCAUCGUUAUUGACUCGGGUGAUAGUACUGCUAAAGCUGUAUGUUUAAGAGAUUUUAUAGAAGAAAGUUUGGAUGGGGCUUGGACCUCCACUAUAGCUACAACGCCAGUGGACAUAAGGGAACAUGUAGCGUUUAUUAUGAACUCUUCCGGUACAACUGGAUUGCCUAAAGGUGUUAUGUUGACCCAUAAUAAUAUGAACACCUUAUAUGCACACUUCAAAGAUCCUAGAAUACAUGACCAAGAGAGUGUUACCUUGUGCGUAGCUCCAUUUUUUCACGCCUAUGGAUUAUGUACCACUAUAACAGGCUUGAUGAUUUAUGGUUCCGUGGUCGUUUUCAAGGAAUUCGAGGUCCAAACAUUCUUGAAGGCUGUCGAAACCUAUAAAAUCAAGAGGUUGUUCGUGGUACCACCAUUGGUAGUUUUUCUAUCAAAAAGCGAAUUGGUGGAAGAAUAUAACUUAUCUUCCAUCAAGGAAAUAAUAUCUGCUGCUGCACCUUUGAAGGAAUCAACAGAAAGAGAGAUCAAGAAGAGGCUGAAUUUGAAUCUGAUAAGACAAGCGUACGGACUGACCGAAACGACUUUCGCUGUAGUGUACAGUGGCAGGGAAGAGGAAAAAUGGAAACCAGGUUCUUCAGGAAAAGUUACCCCUUACAUGAAAUUUGCCAUUAGGGAUAUAGACACCGGCGAGUUUUUGGGUCCAUAUGAAAGUGGAGAAGUGUGCAUAAAGGGGGAGAUGGUGAUGAAAGGUUACUACAACAACCCAGAAGCUACAAAACAUACUUUCACCGAUGAUGGCUGGUUCUUGACAGGAGACGUUGGAUAUUACGACAACGAGUACAAUUUUUAUAUAACUGACCGUAUAAAGGAGUUGAUCAAGUUUAACGGAUUUCAGGUCCCACCAGCAGAACUGGAAGCUUUACUGUUAUCUCACACAGAAAUUCGGGACUGUGGAGUUGUUGGACUGCCAGACGAAAGAUCUGGUGAACUACCUGUUGCAUUCGUAGUUCGAAAAGAUGGAUCUUCAUUGAAGGAAAUCGAAGUACAAGAUUUUGUAAGAAGACGAAUAUCCCAAAACAAAUGGUUGAGAGGAGGUGUUAUAUUCGUUGAUGAAAUACCGAAAACAGCUAGUGGGAAAAUUUUGAGAAGAAAACUCAGAAUUCUGGCGCAAGAAGUUUUAAUGGGAAAAAAGUAAUUCAUUCGUUGUAAGAACUAUUAAAAAUACAAGCGUGUACAUUAUUCAUCGGAAAACAUUCUCGAAUAACUAAGUAUAAGCAAUUUUAUGUU
Molecule: messenger RNA, 1774 nt
Organism: Coccinella septempunctata (seven-spotted ladybird)
Lineage: Eukaryota; Metazoa; Arthropoda; Insecta; Coleoptera; Coccinellidae
Product: luciferin 4-monooxygenase-like
Exons: 6
Coding region: 51-1682 (543 amino acids)
Biological process (GO): long-chain fatty acid metabolic process; fatty-acyl-CoA biosynthetic process
Molecular function (GO): long-chain fatty acid-CoA ligase activity
Source: RefSeq, a predicted model, not a curated record